Molecule: messenger RNA, 5980 nt
Organism: Drosophila hydei
Lineage: Eukaryota; Metazoa; Arthropoda; Insecta; Diptera; Drosophilidae
Gene: mamo
Product: box A-binding factor
Exons: 10
Coding region: 1167-5885 (1572 amino acids)
Biological process (GO): regulation of transcription by RNA polymerase II
Cellular component (GO): nucleus
Molecular function (GO): DNA-binding transcription factor activity, RNA polymerase II-specific; protein binding; RNA polymerase II cis-regulatory region sequence-specific DNA binding
Source: RefSeq, a predicted model, not a curated record
CAUCUAAUGCGAGUGCAAUUGUCGCAGCGACGUCGUCGAAAAGUGAAAAGCUUGCAAAAUAGAAUGCGAAAAAAAACGGCAGCAGCAAAAGACCGCGUCGUCGCUGCGUUAGAAUCGUUUUGAACGCCAACGCGGAGCGCAGCCAGCUGCAGUAGCGUCGCUGCCGCCGUCGUCGUCGCUGUCGCCGUUGUCGUUACUCGUUUUCAUUUCGCCUGCGGUUUCAGUUGUCAUUUUACUACAGUCGCUGUUAGUUAUUUGUGUGCGUCGUCGUCGUCGCCGUCGCUGACGUUGCAUUCUAAGUGGGUUCUCGACUUGAAGCGCACGCAUCCACCCGCAAUCGGCAAAGCAAACAGCAACUCACGCACUUUUCUUUUAGUUCCUUUAAUUAUAUUGUUUUUGUUUCGUUUUGUUUUGUCGCCAUUGCCCAUUUCCGCUUUGGCAGUGCGUUGUAAAAAGGCGCGCGAAACGCGUGCGUCGCUGCCCGCAAUCGCUGCCAGCUGCAUAUUGCUGGUUGCGAUCUCAAGGCUAAACGCGUCACUAUGUUGUUGUUGGCUUUGCUGUAGGAGUCGUGGUGGGCGGCUCGUGUAACGUUUCGCCUGCCGCGCCGCCGCCGUCGUCGCCGCGUCUACGUCGCGCGUCAGCGUUGCGUUUGCGUUUGCGUCAGCGUAGCAGCAUUGCGUCUACGUGUUCAUAUGCGCAAAUUCCUUUGGACGCGCAGUCCGUGCCGUUUGCCGUUUACCGUUCACACAUUUACCGUUGUUGCCUGGCGCUUUGCUGCUAUUGCUGUAAUUGCGAGCAAUUUAGCUACUGCUAACUGCUCUGCUUUAAUUAUUUUAAACUUUUUUUUUCGUGUGUUUCCCAUUUGUUUAAUUCUUGUUCUGUUUUUUUCCUUAUUUUGUUGCUGAAUUUGUCGCGUAGCGCACAAGAAAUGAACGCCACGUUUUUCACAUAAUAAUAGAAAGAGAGGGCCAGUGCGAGCGAGAGUGGGAGAGAGUGAACGAACUUUUUUCAACAUUUGUGCAAAUAAUUUUUUGUUUGUUUGUAGUUUACAACAAAUUUUUAUCGUGUGUGUCGCUGCCUGCUGCAUAAGCAAACAGGGUGAGUUGGAAAGCUGAGCUCUUUUGGCACUCUUUAAAUGCAAAACAGCAGCGUAAGCUGUCACCGACAUGGGCAGUGAGCAAUACUGCUUGAGGUGGAACAAUCAUCAAUCCAACCUGUUAGGGGUGUUUAGUCAAUUAUUACAGGACGGGAGCCUGGUGGACGUUACAUUAGCUUGUUCAGGGGGCCCAUCCAUCAGAGCCCAUAAGGUGGUGCUGUCGGCCUGCUCCUCGUAUUUCCAGAGCCUGUUUCUGCAGCACUCCGAUCCACAUCCAAUUGUGAUACUGAAGGACGUCCGUUUUGCCGAGCUGCAAACUCUAGUUGAAUUCAUGUACAAGGGCGAGGUGAACGUGCAAUAUUGUCAGUUGCCAGCGCUGCUCAAGACAGCCGAAUCACUGAAGGUUAAAGGCCUAGCCGAGAUGACAAAUCAGAACACGACGCUGCGGGAGCCCGAGCGGGAGCCAGAUCGCCUGCGUCCCCAUUCGCAGGCCAGCGGCGGCAGCGGCAGUGGCAGCAAGGCGGCCGACAGUCCACUGGACGCAGCAGCAGCAGCAGCAGCGGCGGUGUCAGCUCCCAGCUCUUCAACAGCCACGACAGCAGCAGCAGCAGCAGCAGCGACAGCAGCUGCAACGACAGCAACAACAGCAGCAGCAGCAGCGGACAAUAUGGCGACAACAGCUGCUGGCAGCAGUAAAACAGCAGCAACAGAAACAACAACAGCAGCAACAACAACCACAGCAACAGCAACAAGCACAGCAACAACAGCAGCAGAAGCAGCAGCAGCAGCAGCAGCAGCGUCAACGUCAGCUGCGUCCGAGGCGUCAGCAGCGACGUCCGCGUCGAAGCGCGAGGCCGGCGAACGCUGCAGUCCGACGCCGCCGCCAAAGCGGCCAGCGAGCAGCAGCACAGCAGCCAUUGAGCUGCUGGAGGACGAGGACGAGGAUGACGACGAUGAUGCUGAGGAGCUGCUGGAGGAGGAGGACGAUGAGCUGGUGGAGGAGCUGGAAGAGGAUACAUCAAUGCCGCUAGAUCUUUAUCAAAGACCCGCCGCCGCCGCCACAGCUGCGUCCGCUGAGCCACAUGCCAUGCCGCCAGAGAGCUCUACGAGCAGCCACAGCAGCAGCAACAACAACAACAACAACAACAACAACAACGGCAGCAGCAACAACAACAGCAGCAGCAAGAAUAGCAGCAGCAACAACAACAGCAGCAGCCACAACACCAGCAGCAACAACAACAACAACAAUAGCAGCAACAACAGCAGCAGCAACAACCAAAUGAAAGCCACGUGCUCCUCCUCAACGGGCGCCUCGCCCAGCGGCAGUGGCAGCAACGGCAACGGCAACGUCAACGUCAACGCCAACGACUGCACAGCGCAUGCAACGCCCGAGCCGAGCAGCCAUGUCGUGGCCGUUGACAUUGAUGACGACGACGAGGACGAGCCGGACGAUCAUGAUAUGACCGAUGUGGAUGAUCACGUCAUCGUUGUCCAUCGAACUGCGGCAGCAGCAGCUGCAGCCGCUGCACGCGACAUCGCGCAACGCAUCGCGCAUCACAGUGCGCGGCGUGCCCAGACCGAGAACGAUGACGACGACGACGAUGAUGAUGAUGACGAUGAGGACGAUGAUGAGCAUCGGCACGAUCAGCCAGCAACGUCGGCCGCAGCAGCAGCAGCAGCAGCGGCAGCAGCAGCAGCAGCGCAUGAAUCGCUGCUUCACUCGCCCAGCGCCAGCGGCGGGCUGCAGCCGAAGACAGAGGUGAUCGACGAUGACUACGACGACGAGAUGGAUCUGGACGACGACGAUGAGGCGGACAACAGCAGCAACGAGAUGGGCCUCAACAUGAAGAUGAGCAGCGGCGGUGUCGAUCUCUCUACGGGCUCUACCGUUAUACCAUCACCGCUAAUCUCGAUGCCCUCAUCGUCGGCAGCAGCAGCCGCCGCAGCAGCCGCAGCAGCAGCAGCAGCCGCCGCCAUGGAAUCAGCUCGCUCCACACCUGGCGGCGGCGGCGGCGGCGGCGGCAAUGCCGUUGCCUCCGAUCUGAGUCUGUCGAUGUCGCAAUCCGGACGCCCAUCGUCGCGUUCAUCGCGCGACGGCAGCAACGCCGCUGCCGACGGACGCUCCAGCAGCCUCCUGAAUCCCGGCAACGUAGCCGGCCUCUUGCCAGUGCAAUCGGUGCCAUUGAGCCUCAAGAAAGAGAUCGAUUGCAGUGAGGAUGAUAACAGCAGUCACAGUAGACACAUGCAACCGCGUUCGGCAUCAGCUGGCGGCGGACUGGGCGGCGACCUGGACUAUCGCGCCUCGCACGAAUCGCUGCUGCGCAACUUUGGCUCACCGAUGAGCGCGAUGGCCGCCAGCCGCUGCCCCACGCCGUUUGCGUUCCCCUUUUCGCCGCUCGGGCUGAGCCUGUUCGACAUUGAUCCGUCCAGAAUACUGAACCUGCUGCACCACCAGACCUGGCUGGCCGAGGAGGCAUUGCGCACGCGCGGCCUGCUCGGCGCGCCAAAGGACUUUCCCCACCGUUUUACCACGUUGAGCGAUCUGCUUACCAAGGACUAUCAGCCAACGGCGGCCAGCUAUGCGGCCAAGCAGACGCAGCAGUCCACAACGAGCCGUUCCAGCGAUCCACAGUACAAACAACCGCAGCAACAUCAGCAACACCAGCAACAACCACAGGCCACACAGCCGCAGCAACCGUCUCAGCAACAGCAACAAUCAGGACAAGCGGCGCAGCCGCAUGUCGCGUUCAAUAUGCGCUAUGCCACGCCCACUGGCUUUUUUCAGCCAUCGAAGGGCGGCAAGUCGGCAGGCACACCCUCGCCACAGCAGAUGGCCACCUCGUCGACGGCCAUCUCAGCGGAGUCGCAGCUGGAGGGCCAGGCGGAGGGCAACGAUGACGUCACCAUCGUUGAGCUGGGCAGCGAGCGCAGCGUCGUGACGCCCAAUAGCAGUGCGCUGCUGUACAAGGAGUCGCUGGAGCAGCUGCUGGCCCAGCAGCAGCAGCACCAGCAGCACCAGCAGCACCAACAGCAGCAGCAGCAGCAGCGACGUCGCAAUGCUAACAACAGCACGUCCAGCACAGGCGGAGUUGGAGCUGCAGCUGGAGCUGGCAGUGGAGCUGGGGUCAUUGUGGACGCCAGUGGCUUGCGUCAAUAUACGCAGCUGCUGCUGUCUGGUGCUGGCACGCCCGUCAGCUGCACGGACACUUCGAGCAGCUGCAAGGAGAAGAGCUCCUCGUCGUCUACCUCAUCGACGCCGCCGCCAAGCGGCGCGCUGCUCGCCCAGCAUCAGCAGCUGAGCCAAAUGCUGAAGAGUCCAUCGGACACGUGCUCCUCGCUGUUCAGCGAGCCGAUCGAGGAGGAGACACGCUGCGUCGUCUGCAAUGCGCACUUCCCCAACGUCUGGCUGCUGGAGCAGCACGCGGCACUGCAGCAUCCGCACAUCGGGCCGGGCGAAGAGAAGCCCUUCAUAUGCGAGCAGUGCGGCCAAUCGUAUCGCUAUCGCAGCGCCUAUGCCAAGCACAAGGAGCAGAACCAUCGCGCCCGCCUGCCCGCCGACAAGCUGUUCACCUGCGACGUCUGCGGCAUGCAGUUCCGCUAUCUGAAGAGCUUCAAGAAGCAUCGGCUCAAUCAUGCACUCGAGCGUCUCCAUGGCAAGAAGUCGAUUGGCGUCGGCGUUGGCGUGGGCGUUGGUGUGGGCGUGGCACGCAUGAUAAGCGGCACAGCGGCAGCUGCAGCAGCAGCAGCAGCCGCCACCACGGCACAGCUGGACCAGGAUGUGGUGACCAGCUCGCAGGAGCCGAUGCUGGCCGACGAGGGCGAGGAUCUGCGCAUCAAUGUGAAGCGUGAGGGCGACGACCCGGCCCACCAGCAAGAGGCCACCAGCGAGGAGCACGAACAGGACAACACAAUCGACUCGGCGGGCAUCACGAUGCUCUACAACGACAACAACUCAUCGGCUUCGGCCUCCACGAGCGCCACGGAGCCGAACAUCAGCAGCUCGGACGGCAUACAUAGUACAAACAAGCGGUCACGCCUGUUGAACAGCGCACACCACUUGGAAACGGAUCCCUCCUAUCACCAUCAGCCACACCAUCAUCAUCAUCAAUCACAACAGCAGCAGCAGCAGCAGCAGCAGCAGCAGCAACAGCAGCAGCAACAGCAGCAGCAGCAGCAACAGCAUCAUCAUCAGCAGCCGCAGUCGCAGUCCCAGCAGCUGCCGCCGCAUCUGGCGCACGUCUCACUGCCAAUGGCCAGCGCUGCAGCCGGCUCCUCGUCGGCAGCAGCAGCUGCGGCGGCCGCUGCGGCUGGCUGCAUCGCCAGUCCAGGGGCUGGCGCAGCUGGCUCUGCCAACAGCGGCGUGGGCGGCAGCGGCAUUAGCUCGCUCAGUUCGCUGACUUCGCUGAUCAAUGCGGAGCGCAUACCCAAUGAGCAGUUCCUGGGCCUCAAUCCGCAGGAGGCUUCAAUACUCAACUUUUUGCGAGUCGAUGCCGCUGAGCGACAGCGUGACAAGCGACCCACCACAUCGCGCUUCGCAUGCCCCUUCUGUGGCAAGUGCGUCCGCUCCAAGGAGAACCUGAAGCUGCACGUGCGCAAGCAUACAGGAGAACGUCCGUUUGUCUGCCUGUUCUGCGGACGCGCCUUCGGCGGCAAAUCGGAUCUGACCCGCCAUCUGCGCAUCCACACCGGAGAGCGGCCGUACCACUGCGAGUCGUGCGGCAAGUGCUUCGCCCGGGCCGACUAUCUCUCCAAGCACUUGACCACGCACAUUCACAAUGCGCCGCGCUGAGAUGAGGCGCGUAGGAGGCGGCUCCUACGCAGAUAAGCCCACUAACCACACACAUCUACACACACGCACACUCACACUCACACUCACACGCACAC